Fukomys damarensis (Damara mole-rat) is the source of this 625-nucleotide messenger RNA. RefSeq names its product galectin 2 (gene Lgals2). Lineage: Eukaryota; Metazoa; Chordata; Mammalia; Rodentia; Bathyergidae. The record is from RefSeq and is a predicted model, not a curated record. The transcript is spliced from 4 exons. Gene Ontology annotation, molecular function: carbohydrate binding. The coding region runs from base 65 to 457 and encodes 130 amino acids.
GUUAAUCAGUAAUACUCUGCUGUACGCUCAUCCUGAUCAGGACCCUGAGCACAGAGCUGCCACCAUGUCGGUGAAAUUUGAGAUGACAAACAUGGACAUGAAGUUGGGAAAAACCCUGAAGCUCAAGGGCAAGAUCGCCGACAACGUGGACGGCUUUGCUGUUAACCUGGGCCAGGGGGCAGAUGAACUGGCCCUGCACUUUAACCCUCGCUUCAACGAAUCCACCAUCGUCUGCAACUCGCGGGACAGCGGCAACUGGGGACAGGAGCAGCGAGACAAUCACAUGUGCUUUGGCCAGGGGGCAGAGGUCAAGCUCUCCGUGACCUUUCAGGCUGACGAAUUCAAGGUGACACUGCCAGACGGAUAUGAACUGACCUUUCCCAACAGGCUGGGCCACAGCCACCUGAGCUACCUGUGCGUGCGGGGCCUCCACAUCUCCUCCUUCAAGGUUGACUGAGCGGGCAGGCAGCACCUCCUCAAACCCGAGUCCCCAGCCUAGACUCCCUGUCCUGAGCCUUCCUGCGCUCCCCUGCUCCCAGAAUCAGAGGCCCUUGGCUCCUGGAUCUUUCUCCCAGCCUUUCACUUGCACUUCCUGCCCCCCUUUCUUCCCCUGAAGUCAAGAGUA